UUCUCUUUUUUAUCGGUGUUAAGCUCCCUCUCUGCCGUCAGUACCAAAGGAGAGGAUGAAGAAAAAAAUAAGAGUAAUGAAGGUCAGAUUAUUGAUGAAAAACAUUUGAGCAUUCACAAAAAUAAAAACACAAUCAUAAAAAGGUAAAAGUGGUGGUAGGAAUUUUUUAUAAGAGAUGAAGAAGACGAACUAUAGUUCCAUGUUACGGUCGAUAACAGCAAUUCUUUCCAUCCUUUUACUGUCUAUUACAUCCGUCGAAAGUUCGUUAGCUAAGAACAUUCAAGUAAAUGUUGCCGCAAAUGGAGGCAUGGACACUACAUUAAGGCAUCGGAAAGCUAGACCUUCAUCUAGGGGAGAUGCUACUACCAUUGGUGGAUCUAACUCUAAACUCCAAUUACUCGUUCAAGAACGACACGUAGUGUUGGAGAACAACAUAGUUCGAGUAAACUUAUCGAAACCCGAGGGUCUAAUAACUGCAAUACAAUACAAGGACAUCGAUGGUAACUUACUCGAUCAUGGAUCCGCAGAAGAUAGCAGAGGGUACUGGGAUGUUGUAUGGGGAGACCCAGGGAAAAAUGGGACGACGGACAAGUUGAGGACAACAACAUUUAAGGUUGUAGUACAAAAUGAGAACCAAAUCGAAGUUUCAUUUACGAUGAGUUGGGAUACUUCUCUUAAAGGCAAAGUCAUGCCUGUUAAUGUAGAUAAAAGGUUUGUUAUGCUGAAGGAUUCUUCGGGUUUCUAUACGUACGCUAUUUUUGAACGUUUGAAAGGUUGGCCCGAGCUUAGCAUUGCAGAAGCCAGGAUUGCUUUCAAGCUCAGCGAAGACAAGUUUCACCACAUGACCAUAACAGAUACAAGGCAGAGAGAGAUGCCUGCGUACCAAGAUCGUCAGAAAGGUCAACCUUUAGCCUACCCGGAAGCUGUUCUGUUAACAGAUCCAGUCAAUCCAGCUCAUAAAGGAGAGGUAGAUGAUAAGUACCAGUAUUCCACUGAGAACAAAGAUACUGGGGUACACGGAUGGAUUAGUGCAAAUCCGCCAAUAGGAUUAUGGAUGAUUGCAGCAAGUAAUGAGUUCCGCGCAGGUGGCCCUCACAAACAAGACCUCACCUCCCAUGCAGGCCCUAUAAGUCUUGCAAUGUUUAUUAGUAAUCAUUACACUGGAGAGGAUCUAGCACCGAAAUUCGAAAAUGGAGAACCGUGGAAAAAGGUUUUUGGCCCGGUUUUUGUGUAUGUUAACUCAGCUCCUGAAGCAAAAAAGGAUGUCUUUACAACACUCUGGGAAGAUGCGAAAGCUCAGUUGGCAAAGGAAAUCAAAAGUUGGCCUUACAGUUUCCCUGCUUCGGCUGACUUUCCAGCCUCAGAUCAAAGGGGUACUGUUACUGGCAGCUUGUUAGUCCGGGAUAGGUACGUUAACCAGCGUGACAUUGCUGGAAAAUCUGCUUAUGUUGGUUUAGCUCCCCCGGGAGACGUUGGAUCUUGGCAAAGGGAGUGCAAGGGCUAUCAGUUUUGGACUAAAGCCAAUGCUGAUGGAUCAUUUUUGAUCCCAAAUGUUCGUGCCGGAGAAUAUAAUCUUUUUGCAUGGGUUCCUGGUUUUAUUGGAGAUUUUAAGCACAACGUUAUCAUUAAGAUAUCCCCAGGAUCUAAACAAAGUUUGGGUAAGCUUGUGUAUGAACCUCCAAGAUCUGGUCCUACAUUGUGGGAGAUAGGCUUUCCCGAUCGAUCUGCAGCUGAAUUCCGAGUACCCGAACCUAAUAAAAAAUACAUGAACAAACUGUAUGCUAAUCGCGAAGACUGGUUCCGUCAGUAUGGAACAUGGGAGCGAUACUCAGAAAUGUAUCCAACAAGAGAUCUAGUCUUUACAAUUGGUGUUAGCCAGCACCAGAGAGAUUGGUUCUACGCGCACGUCCCAAGGAAACUAGGCAACAAAGGUGUACCAACAACAUGGAGCAUUGUGUUCAAAAUCAACAAAAUCUUACCAUCUGGAACUUAUAAACUCCGAUUAGCACUUGCGUCUGCUACUUAUGCAGAAUUACAGGUUCGUGUGAAUGACCAAAAAGCAGCAAAACCUCUCUUCACAACUGGCAGAAUAGGAAAAGACAAUGCAAUUGCAAGACAUGGAAUUCACGGGUUGUACUGGUUAUACACAGUCGACGUACCAGGAAAUCUACUUCGCCCAGGCCAGAAUACAAUAUUUCUAACACAAACAAGAACUUCAAGCGCAUUUUAUGGCUUCAUGUAUGAUUAUAUUCGGUUGGAAGGUCCUCCAAGCAAUGUUGCAUAG
Papaver somniferum (opium poppy) is the source of this 2284-nucleotide messenger RNA. Its product is annotated as probable rhamnogalacturonate lyase B. The record is from RefSeq and is a predicted model, not a curated record. NCBI's taxonomy places the organism in Eukaryota, Viridiplantae, Streptophyta, Magnoliopsida, Ranunculales, Papaveraceae. Gene Ontology annotation, molecular function: catalytic activity; carbohydrate binding. Gene Ontology annotation, biological process: carbohydrate metabolic process. The coding region runs from base 176 to 2284 and encodes 702 amino acids. The transcript has 17 exons.